This is a messenger RNA of Gordionus sp. m RMFG-2023, 2187 nucleotides long. Its product is annotated as E3 ubiquitin-protein ligase RFWD3-like. Gene Ontology annotation, biological process: interstrand cross-link repair; protein ubiquitination. Gene Ontology annotation, molecular function: ubiquitin-protein transferase activity; protein binding. Gene Ontology annotation, cellular component: nucleus. The transcript has 11 exons. NCBI's taxonomy places the organism in Eukaryota, Metazoa, Nematomorpha, Gordioida, Chordodea, Parachordodidae. The record is from RefSeq and is a predicted model, not a curated record. Bases 215 to 1867 code for a protein of 550 amino acids.
CUAAAUUGGAAUCUGAAAUUGAUGCUAUUAAAGAAGAUGUUGUGACGAAAAAUGCUUCUUCAAAUGAUGAAGAAUUCACCCAAAUCCCCCUUUACAAAAAUCCCUUGUCCUCCCCCAAAAUUCGAGUUCCGAGUCAAAUACGUCAUAUUUCAACCAAUCUAUAAAUUGUUCUGUCAGAGAAGUGGCCGUCAACUAUUCUCCUGACCAAUCGUCAAUGGAUAAUUCCAUAGCAAAUCUACCAGUGAUUCGGCCGACUAUCUCAAAAAUGAGUGAAACUUGGCAUAGUUGUGCAAUAUGUUUUGAUUCGUUUACAAAUUAUGGAGAACAUAGAUUGGCUUGUUUAAAGUGUGGACACUUGUUUGGGUUUAAUUGCAUAAAAAAAUGGUUGCAGGAUAAUGACAAAUGUCCCCAGUGUAAUGCUAAGUCAAGAAUUAAGGAUAUUCGAAUUUUAUAUGCCAGGGUCAUAAAAGUUAUUGAUACAGUGGAAAAAGAUAAAGCUUUAGAAUUAGUUGAGAAAGAAAAAGAACUUAAAUAUAGGAUGGAGCUAAAACUCUUAGAAUCAAAAGUUAUGCUGGAGAUGACUCAGAAAGAAUGUUAUUCUUUAAGAAACCAAGUUUCUUUGUAUCAAAAGCAACUAGAAACCCUUACAAACACAUACAAUAUACAAACUUCAUCCUUUGACAUUGAAAGCAACUCAAGGAAUCAAACAUAUCAUUUAAAACAUUCUUUAGACAUAAGCAAGGAUGGUUCAUGUAGGGUUAUGGCAUACGAUCCAUCAAUGAACCUUCUGGCUGUUUCGCAAGGCAAUGAUUCCCCUAUUGUAUCCAAAUUUGGAGUUAAAAAGGUCAACAUAUUAGACAUGAAAUUAGGAGAAUAUGUAGGUAUCCAUGACAAACCUAUCAAAGACCUUUCAUUCAAUAGCCAUCCUUCCCAAACAUCAUCAUCUUCUAUAAACGAAACUUUACUCCUCUCUGUAUCUUUGGAUAAAUGUGUACAUUUAACUAGCAUGAAUAGCAAUACAAUUAUACAAAGAUACUACACAGAGUUUCCGUCUUGGAGUUGUUGCUGGAAUGGCAACAAUUUGAACCAAUUUUACAUUGGUUCAUCUAACGGAAUAAUAUCAAUGUUCGAUUUAAGAAACACCGCCACACAUUUGUGUCAGUUAACCGAAUGUCAACAAAUGUCUAAAUCUCCUAUAGUAUGUUUGCGUGAUAUCGAUCCCCCGGACAUUCAUUGCAAUCCCUCUAAUAAUGGAGGAAUUCUGGUUGGUCAACUUGACAAAUGCUAUUACUUUCACCAAAAUUCUAAUCUAAUUUUUUCACCAAAGUUACUGGAACUUGAAGGAAGUUUGGUUGAUAUCAAUUACGAUAAAUACACUAGGCACGUUUUAUCUUCCUAUCGACCAACGAGCAAACAUCGAACUACAAGAUAUCAAUUAUUUACGAUACCCGAACCACUCGACUCGAUUGAAGCCGAACUAGCUCAAUCUCCUCAAGAAAAUAAUAUUAAUAUACCAUUUAUUGAUUGCAACUUGAUUCACACGUUUAAAGGUGGCAGCAUUCAAACACUAUUAACCAAAUCACAUAUGUUCAUAAAUCCAGAGUGCAAUUUGGACUAUAAACCAGGCGAAGUAAUAUCUAAGAAAAAUAUUGCUGGAGGGUCUCUGCAAAUAUGCGCAGGGGAUGAAGAAAGCAAACAAAUAUUUAUAUGGGACGCACAAACCUCUAAAUUAAGGCAUAGAUUGCACACACUGACUUAUCCCAUCUUGGAUGUUUUAUCAAUAACAAAUCAUCUGCCAAAUCAUCUAUUACUCGGACUCUCUUCAAAACAAUUGCAAAUAUACAAAUGGAAAGAAGCUUCUGAAUAAUUCAAUUUAUGAUAUAUCUUUGCUUUAUUGUUAGAUUGCUUCAAACGUUUGUUCAACAUUAUUUUUGUCAUUGUCCAGUGAAAAGAUGAAACUUAAAUUGGAUAAUCUUUUUUUACAAUCUUAAAAUGCAACUAUUAAUAAUUGCUACAAGUGGAUUUUAAUUUUUACAAAAUUAAUAUUUUUAAAUUAUAAUAUAAAAACAUAUUAAAAUGAUUAAUGCAUUAAAAUAAUUCCUAAAAUAUCUAAUACUAAAGUUGAGAUUGCUCCAAGUGGCAUUAUAAUAUUAAAUUAAUAAUUUUUUCUAACAUUAUAAAAGCAUG